Messenger RNA from Dermacentor silvarum, 1272 nucleotides. RefSeq lists its product as uncharacterized. Bases 1 to 1272 code for a protein of 423 amino acids. NCBI's taxonomy places the organism in Eukaryota, Metazoa, Arthropoda, Arachnida, Ixodida, Ixodidae. The transcript has 5 exons. The record is from RefSeq and is a predicted model, not a curated record.
AUGGACCCUGACGCAGACCCACGAGGGGACACUUACCUCGCAGGUGUCGUUGCGGACGUGGGUGCGGCCCCAUUCAGCAAGCUGCCCGUCAAAGGGAUCGCCGUCAAGGACUUCGUACCCGUACAUCUUGCAGGAAGCGCAGGAGCAGUGAAGCCCAUCGGUGCGCAGUGCUCGCUGGCCAAAGUGAAGAAGGCCUGUUACUUCGAACCCAACGUGCCCGAUGUACCCGGCGUACGAGCGGCGAUUCGGAGCAGCUCGCCGGAGCUCCGCCGGAGCCCGCGAGAAGACAACGACCGCUCCAGCUCGGUGCACACCCGGUACAUGCAGUUCACCAGUGACGGCAGCCUCCUCACGGAGUCCAGCGCUUUCCGGGAGCAGCGCUCCCUUCAGCGCCUGGCGGCACACGGCCCGUGUGGUCCUGGUCGCACCGUGCUGCGACGCACGAAGCUUCGCGCUCAGCGGUCGGCCAUGUCAGAGCUCUGGAAGAAGCCCCGGCGCCAGCGGAGCCUCCUGGGCGGCGCGGGCGUGGAUGCGCACGCGCGCUCCGAACCGCCGCCGCACUGCAUGCUGCUGCCAGAAGGCGACGACGAGCUCGCGUCGGCCAACGACAUGACGUUCGGGGCCCGGAGGAGCCGCUUCCUCCGCGAAGACAUCCAGCCUUGCACCUCGUUUGUCGGCAUCUCCUCGUCCACCGUCGACCACUACUGCUGCAGGGAUCGCGAUUCCAGCAGCCGCCUGCCUGGAGGCGCCGCCUCGCUUCGACGCCUGGAACGGCCGCCAGCGUCGUCCGAGAGCCGCGGCCGGUGCCAGCUGGACCGGCUUCGGCCCAGCGCGUGUCGCCAACAGAAGCGGCGCCGCGUGCGAGUGAGCUCGUCGUCGCGCACCGACGACUACGAGGACGACCUGCUUCUCGCCAGGCUCGAGGAUCACGCCGCGUGCGCCAAGUUGUCCCUCUCCGAGCUCAGAUGUCCCGCAGGAAAGCUGCGGACCAGCGACAUGUUUGUCGGUGGGGGCCGACGCUGUCGUUCCACGGAUUUGGUCGAAGUGGCGCGCAACGUGAUCAUCUGGGUGCUGGUGCUGAGCGGCACCGCUACCAUCAUGUUCGGCGCAGUGGGCAUCAUCGUGCUGCGCACAGGCUCGGUCAUGUUCCUCAGCUCGGCCGUGGGCUCGGCGCUCACCACGGUCGGCGUCCUGAUGGCCAUCUACUGCACGGACGCCUCCUCGGACCGGGGGCUGCAGCGAAUGAUCAACCACAAGUACAACUAUACAUGA